Molecule: messenger RNA, 460 nt
Organism: Rhizophagus irregularis DAOM 181602=DAOM 197198
Lineage: Eukaryota; Fungi; Glomeromycota; Glomeromycetes; Glomerales; Glomeraceae
Source: RefSeq, a predicted model, not a curated record
AUGGAUUUCAAUUCUAAUAAUGAAAAUCAGAACAAACGAAAUCGUUACUUUAAUAUUAUAUUCUUAGGGAUAUUUCUUACUGAAAUUAUAAUUUACAUUAUAGGCAUAGUUAUAUUACCAAUAAGAUCAGAUUGGUUGAUUAUACUUGUCUCUGUAAUCUUUAUAUCAGGAAUUUAUACCUUUUUUAAAAAAACUUUAUUUUAUUUAUCAGCUUUUUGUGUGGUAAAUAUGAUACAAUGUAUUAUUUUAAUUGAUUUUGUGUGUCUUUAUCGUUACAAAAUACUCCAUAAGGGCAACUAUUUCUUGAAAUAUGGUAAUUAUUACGAUGUUCUUUUAUUGUCAAGUACUAUACUAAUUUAUAUUUCUUCAUUAUCAUUAUCAUCAAUUUACGUUAAUUCUCUAAUAACAUUAUUAAAAAAAAAAAUUUCACAUACUGGGAUUUUAUUUCACGUACCAAAAU